AUGACUUCAGCAUUCGGCCCAAUCGCCGAGCAACACCAGGACAAGUUUGACCUCGGAAUCUGGCACGCGCUCUUUAACUGGAACAACCUCACCGUCGCCGUCCAAAACCAAUGGGGCGGCCCCGACUCCUCGGAUAAGCGCGACUGGCUCGCAGGCCAAAUUUCCGAACUCUUCGCCGCAGAACCCCUCACAGACCAAGAAGAUGUGGAAGUCGUCCUACUACAAGUCCUCGAGGACGAGUUCGGCGUGCGCGUAGAAGACGAGACCGAAGUCGCUGUUGCGCGCGAGAUCAUGGCGAUACGGAAGGAGAUUGGCGAGGGCAACACAGCAAUGGUGGAUGCGCUGCAGAAGAAGUGGGAAGAUAGGAAGGGCAAGGAGGUUGCGACUGGGAGUGUUAAUGUCAAGGAGACGAAUCAGGACUUUGAGGGGGAUAGUGUGGAUGAGGAGACGGAUGAGGAUGAGGAUGUCGAUAUGGAUGAUGCGCCUGCGCUUGUGCCUGCGAAACCGAAGGCGGCUAAGCCUGAGCCCGAGAUUGAUGAGGAGGGCUUUACGACGGUGGUUGGCAAGAAGAAGAGGUGA
Alternaria viburni is the source of this 579-nucleotide messenger RNA. RefSeq lists its product as uncharacterized. Gene Ontology annotation, biological process: maturation of SSU-rRNA from tricistronic rRNA transcript (SSU-rRNA, 5.8S rRNA, LSU-rRNA). The record is from RefSeq and is a predicted model, not a curated record. Lineage: Eukaryota; Fungi; Ascomycota; Dothideomycetes; Pleosporales; Pleosporaceae. The coding region runs from base 1 to 579 and encodes 192 amino acids. The transcript has 2 exons. Gene Ontology annotation, cellular component: nucleus.